AAAAAAAAAAAAAAAAAAAAUAAGAGAGAGAGAGAGAGAGAGAGAGAGCCGGAUAAAGGAAAAAGACAAAGCGUCAGGAGGAUUUGCUGCCAGAGGAAGCUGAAGUUUGGUGAGGUGAGAGUGGGGUAAUUUGGAUGAAGAAGAAGAAGAUAGAGAAGGCGGAGGAACAACAAGAAGAAAAACCGAAACUCAGCCAAACGACCUCGUUUUCUCUCCAAUUCGACCGUGCUUCCUCUUCCUCUCUCCGGUGGCUCCGUACGCGGACAAGAUGUGCCGACAAGACUCUCGCGUGCGUCUGUCGGCGGAAGAAGAAAUUGCAGCUGAAGAGAGUCUCUCCAUUUACUGCAAGCCUGUUGAAUUCUACAACAUUCUUCAACGUCGCGCUAUCAGAAACCCAUCGUUUCUUCAAAGAUGUUUGAGUUACAAAAUCGAAGCGAAGCACAAAAAGAGAAUACAAAUGACUGUUUCACAUUCAAUGACUGGGAACGAAGGCAUACAAAAUCAUAACUCGUUUCCUUUGUAUGUGUUUCUGGGAAGACUAGUUUCUGAUGUUGCAGUUCAAGAGUAUUCUGCCACAUACCGAUUCAGCCGAGCAUGCAUCUUAAACAAUACAACCGGAGAGGGAAGCAGUCAAGUUCAAGCAAAUUUUAUCCUUCCUGAUAUUAAUAAGCUGGCAUUGGAGGCCAAAUCUGGCACAAUUGCCAUUUUGCUUGUUAGUUUUGUGGGAGCCCAAAAUCCUUUAUGUGGAAUCAAUCCAUUCAGGGGUCCUUUGGAUAUUGGUUCUUUUCCAUCAAAUGUUGGGGGGUACUGCCUGUGGGGAAAGAUACCCUUAGAAUCACUGUACAUCUCAUGGGAGAAUUCUCCAAAUUUUAGUUUGGGACAGAGAGCUGAGAUGAUGUCAACUAUUGAUAUGCACACUUGCUUCUUGAAGUUGAAUUGUUUGAAUGAGGAUAAUUGCAUCUCAAUUCAACUUUAUAAUUCAGAAACCGUGACUACAUCCCGACAAGUACAAGUCACUGUUUCUGCAGAAGAGUUUGGUGCUAAAGAAAAAUCUCCUUACAAUUCAUAUAUAUGUAGUGAUAUUCCUUCUUCAUCACUGUCUGAUAUUAUUCGGUUGAGGGCAGGAAAUGUGAUAUUUAAUUAUAGAUAUUACAACAAUAAGUUGCAAAGGACUGAAGUAACUGAAGACUUUUCAUGUCCCUUCUGUUUGGUUAAAUGUGCAAGCUUUAAGGGUUUGAGAUAUCACUUGACCUCAUCACAUGAUCUCUUCAACUUUGAAUUUUGGGUGACUGAAGAGUAUCAAGCUGUAAAUGUGUCAGUGAGGACCGACAAUUGGAGAUCUGAGAUGGUUGCUGAUGGUGUUGAUCCUAAGCUACAAGUAUUCUUUUAUUACUCGAAGCCACUUAGACGCAAAAGACGGAAGAACCUACAUAAUGCAAAUCAUGUACAUCCGUAUGUCUUUGAGUCGAACUUGCAUGCUGGAGCCUGUAAGCUUUCGGAGAAGGCAGAUGAUGCUCAUUCCAGUAAAGGUGAAAAGGCUCGUGUCUCAGGGGUUUCAAGUGGCAUACCACAUUCAUAUACUGAUCCUGGUUCUGUUCAAUCAUUAUCCACACACAAUCUUGCACCUCCUGCCAUGUUGCAGUUUGCAAAGACAAGAAAGCUAUCUAUUGAACGUUCGGACCCAAGGAAUUGUGGCCUCUUGCGGGAGCGACAGUUUUUUCACUCGCACAGAGCCCAGCCUAUGGCAUUGGAACAAGUGUUAUCGGACAGGGAUAGUGAGGAUGAAGUCGAUGAUGAUGUUGCUGAUUUUGAAGAUCGACGGAUGCUCGAUGAUUUUGUUGACGUGACGAAAGAUGAGAAGCAAAUGAUGCACAUGUGGAACUCCUUUGUGCGGAAGCAACGAGUUCUGGCAGAUGGUCAUAUUCCUUGGGCAUGCGAGGCAUUUUCGAAAUUGCAUGGACCUGAUUUGGUCAAAACCCAUGCACUGAUAUGGUGUUGGAGAUUAUUUAUGAUUAAACUGUGGAAUCAUGGUCUCCUUGAUGCACGUACCAUGAACAACUGUAACAUUACUCUUGAAAGAUACCAAAACCAGCCUUCCGAUACCCAAGGCUGAAAAAAGCAAAUUAUUUUUUCGAGAUCGGAAACGAACUCUUGAGCAAAGAAAGAAAGAAAAAAGAAAAAGAAGCUCCAUUUACUAAUUCGCUAAUCCCGGUGACUAUAUUUGUAUCAUAUAUAUUUUUUGUUAUAGUGCUGUAUUUAUUAUUGACCCUGAAAUUUUUAUUUUUUUAUUUUAUUUUUUGGUUGGUUC
Ziziphus jujuba (common jujube) is the source of this 2308-nucleotide messenger RNA. Its product is annotated as polycomb group protein EMBRYONIC FLOWER 2. Gene Ontology annotation, molecular function: chromatin DNA binding. Bases 269 to 2113 code for a protein of 614 amino acids. Gene Ontology annotation, cellular component: nucleus. The record is from RefSeq and is a predicted model, not a curated record. The transcript has 22 exons. Lineage: Eukaryota; Viridiplantae; Streptophyta; Magnoliopsida; Rosales; Rhamnaceae.